This is a messenger RNA of Jaculus jaculus (lesser Egyptian jerboa), 5831 nucleotides long. RefSeq names its product disco interacting protein 2 homolog B (gene Dip2b). NCBI's taxonomy places the organism in Eukaryota, Metazoa, Chordata, Mammalia, Rodentia, Dipodidae. The record is from RefSeq and is a predicted model, not a curated record. The transcript has 39 exons. Bases 44 to 4918 code for a protein of 1624 amino acids.
CCCCCUCUCCCUCGUCUUCCGGAGUGUGGCUGGCGGAGCCGGGAUGGCGGAGCGUGGAGGCCUGGAGCCGUCGCCGGCCGCGGUGGCGGCGCUGCCGGCCGAGGUGCGGGCGCAGCUGGCGGAGCUGGAGCUGGAGCUGUCGGAAGGGGACAUCACACAAAAGGGAUAUGAAAAGAAAAGGUCGAAACUCCUGUCUCCAUACAGCCCACAGACACAAGAAACUGAUUCAACAGUACAGAAAGAACAUAGAAACCAGACCCCAGCUGCCCCUGCAGCUCAGACUUCUGCUCCCUCUAAGUACAAGCACCACCGGACUCGGUCUGCAGGGGCCAGAGACGAGCGGUACCGAUCAGAUAUCCAUACUGAAGCAGUUCAGGCAGCUCUGGCAAAACACAAAGAACAGAAAAUGGCUUUGCCCAUGCCCACCAAAAGGCGGUCCACAUUUGUCCAGUCUCCUGCAGAUGCCUGCACUCCUCCCGACACGUCUUCGGCCUCUGAGGAUGAGGGCUCACUGAGACGCCAAGCUGCGCUCUCUGCUGCCUUGCAGCAGAGCUUACAGAAUGCCGAGUCCUGGAUCAACCGUUCAAUUCAGGGAUCGUCCACUUCCUCAUCUGCAUCUUCUACGCUGUCCCACGGAGAGGUCAAAGGAACCAGUGGGUCUCUAGCUGAUGUAUUUGCCAAUACUCGAAUAGAGAAUUUCUCUGCUCCCCCUGAUGUCACUGCAACUACCUCUUCCUCCUCGUCCUCCUCCUCACUUCGCCCAGUGAAUAUUGAUCUGCCCCCUUCUGGGAUUGUUAAAGGCAUGCACAAAGGAUCCAACAGAUCCAGCCUUAUGGACACAGCUGACGGUGUUCCUGUCAGCAGCAGAGUAUCCACAAAAAUCCAACAGCUUCUCAGUACUCUGAAACGACCCAAAAGGCCACCUUUAAAGGAGUUCUUUGUGGAUGACUCUGAAGAAAUUGUGGAAGUACCUCAGCCAGAUCCCAACCAGCCAAAGCCUGAGGGCCGACAGAUGACCCCUGUGAAGGGAGAGCCCCUGGGAGUCAUCUGUAACUGGCCGCCUGCACUGGAGACUGCCUUGCAGCGCUGGGGCUCCACCCAAGCCAAGUGCCCCUGUCUGACUGGGCUAGACGUGACUGGGAAGCCAGUCUACACGCUCACAUAUGGAAAGUUGUGGAGCAGAAGUUUAAAGCUGGCCUACACACUGCUUAAUAAACUGGGGACCAAAAACGAGCCUGUGUUGAAGCCUGGAGACAGGGUCGCCCUGGUUUACCCAAACAAUGAUCCAGUCAUGUUUAUGGUGGCUUUUUACGGCUGUCUCCUGGCAGAAGUGAUUCCAGUGCCAAUAGAAGUGCCUCUCACCAGAAAGGAUGCCGGAGGUCAGCAGAUUGGCUUCUUGUUAGGGAGCUGUGGGAUCGCCUUAGCUCUGACCAGUGAAGUUUGUCUGAAGGGUCUGCCAAAAACCCCAAAUGGAGAAAUUGUACAGUUUAAAGGUUGGCCUCGGCUCAAGUGGGUUGUAACAGAUUCCAAGUACCUUUCAAAGCCACCGAAAGAUUGGCAGCCCCACAUCUCACCUGCUGGCACAGAGCCAGCAUACAUCGAGUAUAAAACAAGCAAAGAAGGGAGUGUAAUGGGAGUUACAGUGUCCCGGCUUGCAAUGUUGUCCCACUGCCAAGCGCUGUCACAGGCCUGCAAUUAUUCUGAAGGAGAAACAGUAGUAAAUGUUUUAGACUUUAAGAAGGAUGCUGGGCUGUGGCACGGCAUGUUUGCGAACAUAAUGAAUAAGAUGCAUACAAUUAGUGUCCCGUACUCUGUUAUGAAGACCUGUCCUCUUUCUUGGGUUCAGAGAGUCCAUGCCCACAAAGCCAAGGUAGCAUUAGUGAAAUGUCGAGACUUGCACUGGGCUAUGAUGGCACAUCGGGACCAAAGGGAUGUGAGCCUGGCUUCUCUUCGCAUGUUAAUUGUCACUGAUGGAGCCAACCCCUGGUCUGUGUCAUCCUGUGAUGCCUUCCUGAGUCUGUUCCAAAGCCAUGGACUGAAACCAGAGGCCAUCUGUCCUUGUGCUACAUCUGCUGAGGCCAUGACUGUAGCAAUCCGCAGGCCUGGAGUUCCAGGGGCUCCUUUGCCAGGAAGAGCCAUUCUCUCAAUGAAUGGGUUAAGCUACGGGGUAAUACGGGUUAAUACUGAAGAUAAAAAUUCAGCACUGACAGUCCAGGACGUGGGACAUGUAAUGCCUGGUGGCAUGAUGUGCAUUGUGAAACCGGACGGACCUCCCCAGCUCUGCAAGACAGAUGAAAUUGGAGAAAUCUGUGUUAGCUCGAGAACUGGAGGCAUGAUGUACUUCGGGCUUGCUGGUGUGACCAAAACUACAUUUGAGGUGAUUCCAGUGAAUUCUGCAGGCUCUCCGGUGGGUGAUGUGCCAUUCAUCCGGUCUGGAUUGCUGGGAUUUGUAGGGCCGGGUAGCUUGGUGUUCGUGGUUGGAAAGAUGGAUGGAUUACUCAUGGUUAGUGGUCGAAGACAUAAUGCUGAUGACAUUGUUGCCACUGGACUGGCUGUUGAGUCAAUAAAGACUGUCUAUAGAGGAAGGCACACUGGCCUUCCCGCUGUUCCUCAAACCUGCCAAGCUCGUCCCUACCUCAGAACCUUUUCGCUUUCCGUUCCUUCUGCCCGGAAUCCUCUUCCUCCAGAUCUUCGCGUGGCUCGCGUCCUCACCUCACUCAGAAUUGCUGUGUUUUCUGUGUCUGUGUUUUAUGAUGAGCGCAUUGUGGUUGUUGCGGAGCAGAGACCUGAUGCUUCAGAGGAAGACAGCUUCCAGUGGAUGAGCCGUGUGCUGCAGGCAAUUGAUAGCAUUCAUCAAGUAGGGGUGUACUGUCUUGCUCUGGUCCCUGCCAAUACAUUGCCAAAAACUCCACUAGGAGGGAUCCACAUAUCUCAGACAAAACAACUCUUUCUGGAAGGAUCUCUACAUCCGUGCAAUAUCCUCAUGUGCCCACAUACAUGUGUGACAAAUUUGCCAAAACCUCGGCAAAAGCAACCAGGUGUAGGCCCUGCUUCCGUCAUGGUUGGAAAUCUGGUUGCUGGCAAACGCAUAGCACAAGCUGCAGGAAGAGACCUGGGCCAAAUUGAAGAGAAUGACUUAGUGAGGAAGCACCAGUUCCUGGCAGAGAUUUUGCAGUGGCGAGCCCAGGCAACUCCGGACCACGUACUCUUCAUGCUGUUAAAUGCCAAGGGAACCACUGUGUGCACAGCCAGCUGCCUUCAGCUUCAUAAGCGAGCAGAGAGGAUUGCAUCUGUACUUGGUGACAAGGGACAUCUAAAUGCAGGGGACAAUGUGGUUUUGCUCUAUCCUCCUGGCAUCGAGUUAAUUGCUGCAUUCUAUGGCUGCCUAUAUGCAGGGUGCAUUCCCGUGACUGUGCGACCCCCUCAUGCACAGAACCUCACUGCCACCUUGCCCACUGUCCGUAUGAUUGUUGAUGUCAGCAAAGCAGCGUGUAUUCUCACGUCUCAGACCCUAAUGAGGUUGCUAAGGUCCCGAGAGGCGGCGGCAGCUGUGGAUGUGAAAACGUGGCCAACUAUCAUUGACACAGAUGACUUACCCAGAAAAAGGUUACCUCAGCUGUAUAAGCCACCCACUCCUGAGAUGUUGGCAUACCUUGAUUUUAGUGUCUCCACAACUGGCAUGCUUACAGGAGUUAAGAUGUCCCACUCUGCGGUCAAUGCUCUCUGCAGAGCCAUCAAGCUCCAGUGUGAGCUCUAUUCUUCUCGGCAGAUCGCCAUCUGCCUAGACCCUUAUUGUGGACUUGGCUUUGCACUCUGGUGUCUCUGCAGUGUCUAUUCUGGGCAUCAGUCCAUCUUAAUUCCUCCUAUGGAGUUGGAAAACAACCUCUUCCUCUGGCUCGCCACCGUCAGCCAAUACAAAAUAAGGGACACUUUCUGCUCCUACUCGGUGAUGGAGCUUUGCACCAAAGGGCUGGGAAACCAAGUGGAGGUGCUGAAGACCAGAGGGAUCAACCUUUCCUGUAUCCGGACCUGUGUGGUGGUAGCUGAGGAACGACCCCGCAUUGCCCUCCAGCAAUCCUUCUCCAAGCUUUUUAAAGACAUUGGUUUAUCACCUCGAGCUGUCAGCACCACUUUUGGAUCAAGGGUCAAUGUAGCAAUAUGUUUACAGGGAACCUCAGGGCCUGAUCCAACUACUGUAUAUGUAGAUCUGAAGUCACUGAGGCAUGACAGGGUCCGGCUUGUGGAACGGGGUGCCCCACAGAGCCUGCUGCUGUCAGAGUCUGGAAAGAUCUUACCUGGAGUGAAAGUAGUUAUUGUUAAUCCUGAGACCAAAGGGCCUGUUGGAGACUCUCACCUGGGUGAGAUCUGGGUGAACAGCCCCCAUACAGCCAGUGGCUACUAUACUAUCUAUGACAGCGAGACUCUGCAAGCCGAUCACUUCAACACGCGCCUCAGUUUUGGAGAUGCUGCCCACACACUCUGGGCCCGGACAGGGUACCUUGGAUUCGUCCGUAGGACUGAACUCACGGCAGCCACUGGAGAACGCCAUGACGCCUUGUACGUGGUAGGAGCUCUGGAUGAGACGCUGGAGCUGAGAGGAUUACGCUACCACCCAAUCGACAUUGAGACUUCCGUGUCUCGAGUCCACAGGAGCAUUGCUGAAUGCGCUGUGUUCACGUGGACUAACUUGCUUGUGGUGGUGGUGGAACUAUGUGGCUCCGAACAGGAAGCCCUAGAUCUGGUUCCUUUAGUGACCAAUGUGGUUCUGGAAGAGCAUUACCUCAUCGUUGGCGUCGUGGUUGUGGUGGACCCAGGUGUGAUCCCCAUCAAUUCCAGAGGAGAGAAGCAGAGGAUGCAUCUCCGUGACAGCUUCCUCGCUGACCAAUUAGACCCCAUCUAUGUGGCUUAUAACAUGUAACCUGCUCUAGAGGCCACAGAGGCUACCCUAAGAGUUACAAAGGCGGAAGACCUGUGGCUAGGAGCAAGCUUUCAGCUGAUGUGAAGUGAGCUAGAAUGGCUCUGGUACAGCCUUCAUCUCGUCCUGUGGGAUUCUGCAGUCACACAGCACACAGGAAAGGAGAAUUCUAUGGUGGCAAAUGAAAAAAACAAGUCCACAGUCUGUUAGACCUCAGCCUUGCUGGACGUGAGCCGCACGUUACUAGAGCAGUUACUUGCAUGUCACGUUUUUUUCAUCUGGUGUACAUACUUGUAUUUUUAUCUAAUGUUUUAGAAUUUUGUAAGGGAGUUUAAUGAAUUCACAUGAAAGGGUAGUCUGAGUUCCACAGUUGCCCAGUCUGUACUGUAUUUUGCCAGUUUCCCGUAGCUAGAUGAUCUGCGGGUUUUGUUAACAGGAAACUACUUGGCUUAAUUUGAGUCAACCUAUAAGGAAAUCCGAUAACCCACUGGAUAUGAGAAUUACUUUCUAUAUCUAAUUCUUGACUGUAAAACAUUUUGACCAGAAUUUUAACAUGUAAAUAAGAAUACACAUGAUGCAGCUAAAGAACUGAAGAAUCGGCUUAUAUAAUUAGAGCCAGCACAGUAGAACGCCUCCUGCUUUGACACUUUAAUUGUAGUAGCCUAACUGCCUAGCUGACUGACAGCGCAGGUAGUGUGCCGCCUCUGCGCGCACCGCUCUUGGUCUGCUGGCUGGUGCGUUUCAGAAACCACAGCUGCCUGUUUGUUUUCAAAGCUUGCAUUCCUGGAAUUACCUUAAGCUUCUAAGGAUUCAACCUGUCUCUCUAAGCUGAAAAAAAAAACUCAUUUGAAAAUUAAAUUGUUAGGACGAGCUAAGAUUCAUCAGAUCCUACCCUAUUACAAGCAGUCAUAGCUCA